GACGCCGAAGAAGAGUCGCGGAAGUGGGCACAGAUUAUCUGACGUCAUCGGGCUAGCCAGCUAACAAAGACAACUGACGGUCUUGACCAACGAUUCACCCAGGGUUACAGCUCAGAAAAACGCCCGGACCGAAAGUAUCACCAUGACAGCCGCACCUUAUAACUACUCCUACAUCUUCAAGUACAUCAUCAUCGGUGACAUGGGCGUAGGGAAGUCGUGUUUGCUGCACCAGUUCACGGAGAAAAAAUUCAUGGCAGACUGUCCUCACACCAUCGGGGUGGAAUUCGGGACGAGGAUCAUGGAGGUGCACGGUCAGAAGGUGAAGCUGCAGAUAUGGGACACGGCAGGACAGGAGCGCUUCAGGGCCGUGACCAGGUCGUACUACAGGGGGGCCGCGGGGGCCCUCAUGGUCUACGACAUCACCAGGAGAAGUACAUACAAUCAUCUCAGCAGCUGGUUAACAGAUGCCAGAAACCUGACCAACCCAAACACAGUGAUCAUUCUCAUUGGGAACAAGGCUGAUCUAGAAGCUCAGAGAGACGUGACGUACGAGGAGGCCAAACAGUUUGCUGAAGAGAACGGUUUGCUGUUUCUGGAGGCUAGCGCUAAGACAGGGGAGAACGUGGAGGAGGCCUUCCUGGAGGCGGCCAAGAGGAUCUACCAGAACAUCCAGGACGGCAGCCUGGACCUGAAUGCCGCAGAGUCUGGGGUCCAGCACAAACCGUCGGCGCCACAGGGAGGACGCCUCAACGCCGACAGCCAACCGGCGAAAGAGGGCUGCAGCUGCUAACCUCACGGAGAAACAGAGACAAAUGCAGACAGAGACCCCCGCCCUCACCCCACACCUCCCAUCCACCUCCUCCUCCAGGCACUAACAUCAACCUGCUGUUUCAAGUGCAUUAAAUCAAAUUUAGCUUGUUCUGUUUUUACAACACGGAACACGGAUCGGAAUCGUUUCUCAUCUCAGUCUUGGGAGAAAAAAAACAAAAACAAAAAAGAAAGAAAAUGACAAUUCUUAAAUUCGGACCAAAAAGGAUCAUCGGUCUGGAACAUCUGGAGAGAGCUAGUUCUAACCAGUCCAGGUCAGAAACAACAACGAUGGCUCGUCAAAUCCCAGAAGAGUUCCGUCGCUCUUCAUCAUUCCAAGAUUUGACAACGAUGCCUGGACCCUGUCUUAUCGCGAUCUUAUCGGGAUUUUUUUUUCUUCAAAAAUUGGAUCACUGUUCAAAUUUGUACCCAAAUUCCCUACAAACCGACAUUCAGCCCAACGUCAAAUUUUGAAAACGCCCAACGCUAAACACGGAUAGUCCCGAACUGCAUCCCCUAUGUUUCUGGACUGGAUUUUUCCAUCUGGACUCUCCCAGCUCCGAGAUUCCGAAAGUACUUCGAAUUCAAAUGUUUAUCUGACCUGCCUUCAGUCCGCGUACUCCAGAGGCCCAGUCGUUGCGGUUGAGUGAAUCACGGAUCAGUAGUAGUAUUUGUCGUGUACCUGUGUGACUUGCGAUUGUUUGCAGUUCAGUUGAAAUGAAAUCACUUUUAGAACCGGUGACCGUUCCACGGACUGACUCCGCCUCUGGGACCACUCUACAAAAACAACAACAACGACAACGUCGUUUUUUUUCUGCUUCGUCUCAUCAUCAUCGUCAUCUGGGGAAAAAAAAUUUCGUGUGCUGAAAAACUCUGCCCUGCGAGCUGCUUCCUGGGAAAAAAUCUGCUUCAUUUGUCGAUCGCGAGUUUGGUCUUAACUCUUGUUGAUCAGAUAGGGGGCGUUACAGCUGUACUUGUUUCCUGCUCACCUUCGGAUACAGUUUAAAACAACACCUUCACAUGUCGAUUACUGUUCGUACUUAUGAUAUCUUUUGCCUUUUUCUCGCCUUCACAGCUGUUCUGUCUCAACAUGGAUUUUACUUCAAUCAUUUUUUUUUAACGAAAACGUGGAGCCAAAGUUCUAAACGUACACACGCGGCAACGACAUCAGAUCAACAGACGAAUCACAGGCCGGCAUCGACCUCCGACAUGUUCGGUUCUGGAAGUCCAAAUGUUGAAUUGGAAUCAAACCCGCGGCCCGGUGCGAGUCACAUUGGUUUUUGUACGUCAUCUUAUCGUGUUUGACUCUGUAUGAAUUCAUAUGUUUUGUGUUGGGGUCCAGAUUAUAAAUGUCGGCCGCCGCUCCGGUUUUACCGUAA
Messenger RNA from Cynoglossus semilaevis (tongue sole), 2186 nucleotides. Its product is annotated as ras-related protein Rab-14-like. The transcript is spliced from 8 exons. Gene Ontology annotation, biological process: defense response to bacterium; Golgi to endosome transport; phagosome maturation. Gene Ontology annotation, cellular component: phagocytic vesicle; trans-Golgi network; recycling endosome. Lineage: Eukaryota; Metazoa; Chordata; Actinopteri; Pleuronectiformes; Cynoglossidae. Gene Ontology annotation, molecular function: GTPase activity; GTP binding. Bases 143 to 790 code for a protein of 215 amino acids. The record is from RefSeq and is a predicted model, not a curated record.